AUGAGUUAUCCAGCCAAAAUACUCUUGAUCAAGUUGGUAAAGCAACAUGAAGAACUCUGGAAUUCGAGAUCGCCUCAUUACUCACGAGCAGACAUCAAAAAGCAGGCUUGGGAAGAAAUUUCUGCAAGAAUGGCAGCAAACGGCUUCGAGUCUGUCGAAGUCGAAUACGGACGUGGAGGAUUGAUAUACUGCAGUCAUAAUGAUGAUAAUGAUGACGAUUCACCGGAUAUGUGCAAAGCGCCCAAUGAUUCCUUAUAUAGCGUUGAACCGGACGUUUACGAUAGCCUGGAAAAAGACUAUGCUACAGAAGGAAGCUUACUUCUUGGUAGCUAUCACCAAAACAAUUCAUCGGCACCAAACGUCGAGCCAAAAAUAGAAAAGCAAGAUGAUGGGCUUGUUUGCGGUGAAACCUUGCUGACUGUCAUGGAAGAGCAAGUGAAUGGAGGAGGAUCGUCUAGUCAUCUAGUAAACCCGGCGAGACCAACUACUUCCUCUCCGGACUCCGGACGGCGCGUGAAACGCUCACGAAAGGAGAUGAUAAGCGAAGUCCCCACUGACUCAAAGAUCCAGGAAGAUUCCAGUUCAAAUGUGCAGUUGUCACCACCUGCGUCUUCGAAAGAGCCGGAUAAUGGUGUCAGUCAGCAGACUGAAAACAAGUCAGAAAGUAAAGGAGACAAAUUUGAUAAAUAUGCUGCCUUUGUCGCGUCAACGUUGAGAGAAAUGCCCGAAGCUGAAGCCAGAAGGCGCAUGAAAGAGAUGACUUUGCUUCUUCUAGAGGGCUUGGACUGACAUAUCAACUCAUGGAACCUAUCUUUUUGUCUCAUAUCAUUACCGGUGAUUUGUGUGUGUGAAUAUUUCUGUUCUAGCAUCCAGU
Cylicocyclus nassatus is the source of this 874-nucleotide messenger RNA. NCBI's taxonomy places the organism in Eukaryota, Metazoa, Nematoda, Chromadorea, Rhabditida, Strongylidae. The record is from the annotation of a GenBank genome assembly.